AAUCAACUGUCCUGGAUGAGGUCCAGUUGGUUGUGCCAUUGGAUGAUGUGCCGGAUGUACCUCUGCUGCCAGCCAUCCUUGAGGAGGUGCCAGAUGUGCCGACUAUCCUUGAGGAGGCCAUUGGUAAUUGGCAGUUGAUACCGAUUAGGUUUAGCUCCCUGUACUGUGGGCCUGUUGUGAUCAGGAACAAUGCCGGUCCGGUGGCUAAAGCUUGGAGAACUUUCCAGUUCAUCAGCCCCAUUAUCACCUACAUGCGUGGGGGAUCCCAGCAGGUGGUGGUGAGGAUGCACCAUGCGCGAUAUGUGGCUGGCAGGGUGACCCAGUAUGCGUCUCACCUCCGCCACGAGACGUCUGUGGCCGUGACGCAUGGCUGCUACCAGCAAACUGAUGUCUCGGUGGUGUACGCCACUCUCCACAUGGGGCUGGAUGGGCUGCUCUCCUCCUCGGCGUGGUCGGAGGCUGCCUCCGUCUCUACGCCCACCACUCAGCAGGCUGGGAGGAGGGACCUGCUGCCUGAGGAGAGGGAGGUUCCUCUGCUAAACCUCUACCUUACCACCAAGAGAGUGGAGGACAUCGGCCUGAGGCUCGUCUCCCUGCGCCAGGCCUUUACUACCCUGCUCGGUUCCACCCUGAGUAGGAACCAUCUGUUUGUGGCGGGAAAGGUCCUACUGGGCGCACUGGUUCAGGUCCACCAGAUGGACGAGGCCGAAUUCAUCCGUGCCUAUAACGACUUUGUGGACUACCUGAGUGACCCCUCCAAGCAGAUUGACAUUGAGAGGGAGCUGGCUGAGGCAAAUAUCCAUCAUGUUAACCUGAUAGAUGUCCUUUUUGAGCUGGUGCUGUUUGGGAUGAUGACAGCUCAGAAAUCCCUGAUGGUGCAACCUGGUGGGUUCAUGGAGCGUCUGUACACUCUCCUGUACUCCUUCCUGCCCACUGUUGCCAGCAUUGAGCCAAAGGCUGAGAGAUACCUGUUGCUGCUCAAUGGCGGGCUGAUGGCUCUGCUAGAUGACAUGUUUGGGCAGCAGCUGGCCUGGUAUUUUAACCGAGAGUCUCUGGUCACUGAGCUCUCCAGCCUCCUCGAGUACCACCUCGAGUACCUCAUGGCCAGCAUGUAGUCCUACUGCAGAGACCUG
Messenger RNA from Coregonus clupeaformis (lake whitefish), 1133 nucleotides. RefSeq lists its product as uncharacterized. Lineage: Eukaryota; Metazoa; Chordata; Actinopteri; Salmoniformes; Salmonidae. The transcript is spliced from 13 exons. Gene Ontology annotation, biological process: mitochondrial fusion. The record is from RefSeq and is a predicted model, not a curated record. The annotation marks the transcript as partial.